Triticum dicoccoides is the source of this 1149-nucleotide messenger RNA. Its product is annotated as protein FAR1-RELATED SEQUENCE 5-like. The coding region runs from base 112 to 1149 and encodes 345 amino acids. The record is from RefSeq and is a predicted model, not a curated record. The transcript has 5 exons. Gene Ontology annotation, biological process: regulation of DNA-templated transcription. Gene Ontology annotation, molecular function: zinc ion binding. Lineage: Eukaryota; Viridiplantae; Streptophyta; Magnoliopsida; Poales; Poaceae.
AGACGCCGCAGAUGAUACUCACAGGUACCAGGCAACUUGGUGUCAUGUUUGUCUGUAUAUAAGGCAGACGAUACUCACAGGUUCUGUGAAUUAUCAGAUCAAUGCCGGCAGAUGGAAGUUGCUAUCACUCAUACAAUGCCCUCUACAGUCCACCGUUUGUGCAAAUGGCACGUUAUGAAAAGUAUAAAGGAGAAUCUUGGGGCAUUAUAUAAGAAAGGGACCCCAUUCCGAAUUGACUUUAAUCGUCUCACGAAUGAGAUGAUGACUGUCGAUGAGUUCGACCGUGGAUGGGCUUAUCUGAUGGACACCUAUGGACUUGCUGGCAACAGGUACAUGGCACAUAUAUAUGAUUGCCGUGACAAAUGGGCCAAACCCUACCUCAGCUCGAACUUCCGCGCCAAGAUGUGUAGCACGCAACGUAAUGAGUGCAUGAAUAAUGUGCUGAAAAGCUAUGUUUCGCUUUCAGCACCUCUCAACCGUUUUGUGCUGCAGUAUAACAAGCUCAUAGCACAGCGGUGCGAGGAUGAAGACUUUGAGAUGGCACACACAAAGAAGGAUGGUAAGGUCCUCCAUACAAACUUUCCUAUCGAGCGUCACGCGUCUAAGGUUUACACGCGCUCCUUGUUCAAGUUGUUCUCCGCUGAGUUGUUCGAGUCCGGUAAUUACCUCGUUCAAGGGCCGCAAUUAGAUGGACAUGUUGUCGUGGAGCACGUGGACUCGAGUCGCCGUGCUCACUGGUGUAAGGUUAGCUAUGAGAUCAUGGUUGACCGCGAGAGCGAUACCUACAGUUGCGAAUGUGCCAUGUUUGAGCACAUGGGUAUCCUUUGUCGGCAUGCUCUGAAGGUUGUCAAGCUUGGCAAUAUGAGCGUCCCGCUCUUCAACCACGCCGUGCAGCGACUGCUAGCCCUGGAGAAAGAACUGAAUGCCAUGGCUGAGGAAGAAGCAGAAAACAAAUCAGCUGGCUUGUGCGGGUCUGAAACUUUGAGAUGCCUGAGCGCGGCGAUAGCAGCGAAGACAGCGAGCCUGAACAUCCGGACCCCGCACCGUCAGGUUCCAAAGAUGUUGUUGGCGUCAUUGCACAUGGAGCCUUGUCCCCUCCUUGUACUCACGUACAGCAGCAUGGACCGCUGCAUGCUGACAGUUGCAUAG